AUGGAUGAUGAACGCACUAAGCAAAGUGUGGUGCUCAUUGGCUCGCUAUCUGGUAUACAUAUAGUUGACGCCCAAAAUGGUGCUAUCUUCCGACGCCUAACCAGCAAAGGUGGCGCUACAUCACUCCAUUCUUGGCAUGGCUGUAUGGUAGCUAGCGGUGAUGCACGCGGAGGUGUAGCACUUUGGGAUGCACGAGUAAAUGAGCCAGUAGCUCACUUUGCUGCCACUCCUCCAAGUUCGGGUGUGCAUCGAUCCGUUUUCUCUGUGGACAGUUCUGCCAGAGUGCUAGCACUGGGUGGUGAUUCUGGCUACGUGCACCUUUUCGAUAUAGAGGCCAGAAAAGAAGUCAUCAAGAAAAAAAUUUGUCAAUCUGACGUGAAAGCACUUCGAUUUUCUCCUCGGAUGAGGCUCCUCCUCGCAGCAGAUGCUCAAAGUUUGCAUCUAGUAAACCUCAGCGACAUUUCGUUAUCUCCAUUACCUCAGCCAUCUCAUCACAUCUCAUCGCUUCAAUCAGCAACGGGCAUGUUAUGGGAUCCACAAUCAUGCCGCUUCGUUGUUCGCGCGACGGAUCGUCAACUACGGCUUUAUCAACUCGAUGAGCUUGACAAGGAGGAAGCGGAUGCCACACCUCAAACUCGGCUAUCCUCUUCUUGA
This is a messenger RNA of Cooperia oncophora, 654 nucleotides long. The record is from the annotation of a GenBank genome assembly. Lineage: Eukaryota; Metazoa; Nematoda; Chromadorea; Rhabditida; Trichostrongylidae.